Molecule: messenger RNA, 4124 nt
Organism: Xenopus laevis (African clawed frog)
Lineage: Eukaryota; Metazoa; Chordata; Amphibia; Anura; Pipidae
Gene: nid1.L
Product: nidogen 1 L homeolog
Exons: 20
Coding region: 218-3904 (1228 amino acids)
Biological process (GO): cell-matrix adhesion; canonical Wnt signaling pathway
Cellular component (GO): plasma membrane; extracellular matrix; basement membrane
Molecular function (GO): Wnt receptor activity; Wnt-protein binding; calcium ion binding
Source: RefSeq, a predicted model, not a curated record
AGGAAUGAUUUUUAACUCCACCCAUAGUUUGGGAUAGGAUUAUUGUAGUCUCAAACUAUUCUCUUUUCAUCCACCCCCUUUCCUGAACUUUCUAGGGCAAAGUUAUUUGAAGCAAGAGAGAAUUUCGGCAUUCCCAUCUUCUGAACAGAUUAGCCUGUUUCCCAAGUUGUGUUCACCCUCCUACCUCAACAGCUCAUGCCAACCAUAUUAUUUUAAAAUGUUAUACUUUAAGCAAAAAGGGCUAUUUUUCGGAGGACUGUUACAUGUUUUGUUCUGCUUGUUGCCUAAUCCAGGGAGCUUCAUAAAAGUGGAUACGUUUUUUCCUUACGGACGCGAUGUUGGAGAUCUUCUUUUAACUCCUGGAGAUGACUCUGAUUCGGAACCUUUAAGACCCAAUCAAUCACUGCAUUUCUAUGAUGGCACCAUCUCUACCUUAUUUGUCACAACUAAUGGCAUGAUUGCAACCAGCAAACCACCACCAGAAGAUGAUUACCUUGAACAGUUCCCUCCAGAUUUUGGCUUGAUUGCCCCAUUUCUGUCUGAUAUUGAUACAUCAGAAGGUGGGAAUGUGUUUUACAGAGAAGACACAUCACAAGAUGUCUUACAUUUGGCAUCCAAACACAUUAACAGAGGGUUUCCAGGAAGUACCUUUAUACCAAAAUCUGCUCUUGUUUUCACUUGGGAAGAUGUGCUACCCUACUACUCUCAGAGAGGAGAUGCCAUUCCACAUAACAAGGGAAACACAUUUCAGGCUGUUUUAGCAUCAGAUGAAUCCAAAUCCUAUGCUAUUUUCCUCUAUCCAGAGGAUGGCUUAAACUUCCAUGGGACACAACCAAAGAACAAUUAUAAUGAGGAAAACUCAGCCCGAGUUGGAUUUAGCAAAGGGGCAGAAGCAUUUAUUUUGUGGAAGACUAAAGGACCACAUAAUGAGUUUGCCAAUGAUUAUUAUUCAUUGGAAAUGUUACGCUGGAAAACCAAUUCUGGUAUGCAGGGAGUCUGGAUUUAUGAAAUCGGAGGACCAUCUACUCUCAAAUCUGUUGUGGCUGCUAAUGUAGAGCACUUUGCUACACUUGAUGAAAAAGAAGAAAACCAUUCAGAGGAGACAGAAGAUUUUAAUGACCAUUAUGUAACUGAACAAGAUUAUGAAAAUAAUCCCCUUAAACCUAAUAUUCCAGGUCUUAAUUUGAUUCCUGUUGACCCCUAUCUAGACCAGGAGGACGUUAUUUUGGGAAAUGUUAAUUUUCAAGUUCCAUCUUUUCCACAGAACAACCCCCAAAUUGUGAUUGUUGAUGAUGAACUAGAGGACACUGGAGUAGUGUUCCAGUAUAAUACAGGAAAUCAGCAGACCUGUGCUAAUAAUCGCCAUCAGUGCUCCAGUCAGGCAUUUUGCAAAGACUAUUCAACUGGAUUUUGUUGUACAUGCAUUCCUGGCUAUUAUGGUAAUGGAAGACAAUGUGUGGCAGAAGGAUCACCUCAACGAGUGAAUGGGAAAGUCAAAGGGAAGAUUUAUGUGGGAAGUAAUCCUAUUCCAGUGGUGUUUGAAGGCAUUGACCUUCACUCAUAUGUUGUGGUUAAUGAUGGACGAGCUUAUACAGCUAUUAGCACAAUUGCUGACUCUUUAGGGUACUCUUUGCUUCCACUAGCUUCUAUUGGUGGUGUUAUUGGAUGGAUGUUUUCUGUGCAGCAGCCAGGAUAUAAGAAUGGUUUUAGCAUUACAGGUGGAGAAUUCACACGGAAAACAGAGGUUACGUUCUUGCACAGCAAUAAGAAGUUAGUUAUUCUGCAGAAGUUCAGCGGCAUUGAUGAACAUGGUCAUCUCACCAUCAGUACUGAACUUGAUGGCAGUGUGCCAGAGAUACCAUAUGGAUCCACAGUCCACAUUGAGCCUUACACAGAAUUGUAUCAGACAUCUAGCUCUGUUAUUACAUCAUCUUCUAACAGAGAGUAUACUGUAGAGUUCCCACAAGAUGGCUCGGAGACAUUCACUUAUCAAUGGAAACAGACCAUCACAUUUACGGAAUGUGUUCAUGAUACUGCUGCUCCAACAGUCCCUGCUAUACAGCAGCUGUCAGUAGACAGAGUCUUUGUACUGUACAACAGAGAGGAGAAGAUUCUCCGAUAUGCUUCUAGCAACUCCAUCGGGCCAAUAACCGACAGUCCUGUAGAUACAAAUCGGAACCCAUGCUAUAUAGGCGCACAUAACUGUGACACAAAUGCUGUGUGCCGUCCAGCACAAGGGAACCAAUACAUAUGUGAAUGUACUUCAGGUUUCCGUGGAGAUGGGAGAACAUGUUAUGAAAUUGAUGAAUGUCAGGAACAACAAGACAUAUGUGGUGAUAAUGCAAUAUGUAAUAACCAGCCUGGAACAUUUAGAUGUGAAUGUAAUGAUGGUUACCAAUUUUUGGAAGAUGGAAGGACUUGUGCAUCUGUGGAGCGCACUAUAAACCAUUGCUUAACUGGAACACACAACUGUGACAUUGCAGAACGUGCUCAUUGUAUAUACACUGGAGGUUCUUCAUACAUAUGUGCUUGUUUGUCUGGAUAUUCUGGAGAUGGGCGUGUAUGUGAAGAUGUUGAUGAAUGUGAGACCAGUCAAUGCCAUCCAGAUGCUGUGUGCUAUAAUAUCCCAGGAUCAUUUUCAUGUCAUUGUAAGCCUGGAUACCAAGGAAAUGGUUUCCAGUGCUUCCCAGGAGAACCACAAAAGACACCAUGCCAGCUCCAUCAAGAUAGUAUCCUUGGUUCACCCUCUGUCAGAGGUGCAAGGCCUGUUGGUCAGUUUCUUCCACAAUGCGAUGAAAGUGGUAACUACGUUCCAAGGCAAUGCCAUUCUGGCAGUGGAUAUUGCUGGUGUGUGGACAAAGAUGGCAAUGAACUUCCUGGUACAAGAACACGUCCUGGACUGAGUCCACCAUGUCUUGAUAUAGUGACUCAUCCUCCUCCUACUGUGGGGCCUGUUGUGAGACCAGAUGUUGCUCCUCUGCCACCAGGAACACAUUUGCUGUUUGUACAAAGUGGGAAGAUUGAGCAUGUUCCACUAGAGGGAAAUAGCAUGAAGAAAUCUGAUGCCAAAACCUUACUUCAUAUCCCAGAUAAAGUUAUAAUUGGUGUAUCGUAUGACUGUGUGGACAAGACCGUAUACUGGACUGACAUUACUGGUCCCUCUAUUAGCAGAGCCAGCAUAAAUGGUGGAGAGCCAACUGCAAUUAUAAAAACAGAGUUAGGAAGCCCUGAAGGAAUAGCAGUUGACCAUCUGGGCCGUAACAUUUUCUGGACUGAUUCUGUAUUGAAUACAAUUGAAGUAGCCAAGCUGGAUGGAAGUAACCGUCGAAUAUUAUUUGAUACUGAUCUAGAGAACCCAAGAGGAAUAGUAGCUGAUGCUCUUAAAGGAAAUCUCUACUGGACAGACUGGAACAGAGUUGCACCAAAGAUUGAAACAUCUUAUAUGGAUGGAACCAACAGAAGAAUUCUUGUUAAAGAUGAUCUUGGUCUACCAAAUGGACUUACCAUUGACGCAUAUUCAUCAAUGCUUUGUUGGGUCGAUGCAGGAACUAAAAGAAUGGAAUGCAUGAAUCCUAGUCAACCUGCACGCCGAAAGAUUGUGGAAGGCAUUCAGUAUCCAUUUGGUAUAACAAGUUAUGGAAAGAACAUAUUCUACACAGACUGGAAGAGAGAUUCCAUUGUAGCCAUCGAUCGCACCAUUUCCAAAGAGAAUGACAACUUCCAGCCUCCCAAACGAUCCCGUCUCUAUGGUAUCACCACUGCUUAUUCCCAGUGUCCUCAAGGUCAAAAUUACUGUGCUGUAAACAAUGGAGGAUGCAAACACCUUUGCCUGGCAACUCCUGGAGGUCGAUCUUGCCUGUGCCCUGAAAACAGUACCGGAGUCGAUUGCUUAGAUAGAAAUUAGGAGUUUCACUGAUUCAAUAACAUCAGUGGCAUGAGUAUAAGGAGAGCUGUACCUAUGAAUCCUCAAGUCAUUUAAUAAUACAGAGACAAAGAUGUGCCCAGCUGUAUGUAACACUGGCAAUUAACAUUUUUUCAUAGUUAGAUACAGAAAAUUUCAGGCCACUAAAACAGUGUUUUUUAUAUAUAUAUAUAUAUAUAUAUAUAUAUAUAUAUAUAUAUAU